UUCCAGCAUCCACCUCUGCGCACUAGCGACCAGCACUUGAAAUGGCAGCAAACGGGUAAUAGACGAUUAUACGGUUUGUUCACCUUCGUCGUUAGCUAUAUCAACCAGAAAGCAUUCCGAUAAUGGACAUUGACCAGCGAGAAGAGAAUACAGUUCCAGACACUGCACCUGAGAACCUAGCACCAGUUCCUAAAAAGCCCGGCAAUAACAAUGACGGUGGUGUGGAAACUGCAGAGGAAGCCACUGAGCCUGCUGAGCCCAAUAUCGAUGAGCUCUGCAGGGACAUGUUUGACAAGAUGGCUGUAUUUCUGCAAGGAGAACUCACAGCUACUUGUGAAGACUACAAACUCCUGGAAAACAUGAACAAACUCACCAGUCUGAAAUACAUGGAAAUGAAAGACAUAUCUAUAAACAUCAGUCGCAACCUGCAGGAUCUUAAUCAGAAAUAUGCUAGCUUGCAGCCUUACCUGGACCAGAUCAACCAAAUUGAAGAGCAAGUGACGUCUCUGGAACAAGCAGCGUACAGGCUGGACACCUACUCCAAAAAGCUGGAGGCCAAGUUUAAGAAGCUGGAGAAGCGGUGAAAAGUGGGAAGGUCCAGCUGGGUGCCUUCCUUCGUCCUAAUGCAGUGCAAGACGACGUCUGGAGAAUGAUGAAGGGCAUUGAAAAUGAACUUUGGACCUAGCAAAUGAACAAAUGAACUAACACUGAACUGGACAAAAAUUUGACAUCCUCAAUGAUGCCUCAGUAGAUGGCUUUCUGAGAGUGCAAGGAAGCUGCUUCUAGAUUUGGUGAACUGCCGAUGUUGAACCGCAUGAAGUUCUACCGCAUCUUGCACCAGCUCGUCUUCGAGUCGGCACUUUUUUAAAACCACGUUCUUCACAAAUUGCAAUUGUCAAACUGCAUGUACCGUAGAUGCAUUGCUAACACACUAUUGCAAUAGCAGAAUGUUUGUGCCCUUUUUUGCCCUGGAGCAGAACCUCGUUAUCCAUAUGUUGUGUUUUGUGCCUGCUACCCUGCCAAUUGCUGUGCUUAAUCCAAUUUCUCAACUGAAUACGUUUUUCUGGACAAAUGAUUUGAAAUACUAAGAAAGUAAGUAGAAUUGGCCAUUUCCUAUGUUGACAGCAGAUUAAAGUGAUUCAUUUUUCUUAAACUCUGCGGAGAAUAAUUCUUAUAAAAAUUGAUACAGCGCAUUUUUAAAACUAAUAUAUUUUGUAUGCAUACCCUCAGAUAUAUGAAGCUUUUGUAUACAUUGGCGGCAACUAAUUGUGUAAUGAAUACCCAAAUUAUGUAAAACAUUAAAAGUGAGAUUUGUGUGCAUUCCUCAAUAUCAAUGAAAAAAAUAAAUGUGGUAGAUUUUUAACCAA
This is a messenger RNA of Conger conger (European conger), 1367 nucleotides long. It is a transcript of the gene bloc1s2, whose product is annotated as biogenesis of lysosomal organelles complex-1, subunit 2. Gene Ontology annotation, molecular function: gamma-tubulin binding. The transcript is spliced from 5 exons. Gene Ontology annotation, cellular component: BORC complex; gamma-tubulin complex; BLOC-1 complex. Bases 123 to 584 code for a protein of 153 amino acids. NCBI's taxonomy places the organism in Eukaryota, Metazoa, Chordata, Actinopteri, Anguilliformes, Congridae. The record is from RefSeq and is a predicted model, not a curated record. Gene Ontology annotation, biological process: lysosome localization; endosomal transport.